AUGAAGACAGUAUUUUUCGCGAUAACGGUUGCCGCGUGUUUUGGUUUGGAAGUUGGUGCCUUGACGCAGUUUGAACAACAGUUUCUAGAUGCUCACAACACCAAGAGACGUGGCGUUAGUCCAACAGCGACUAACAUGAGAGAACUUAAAUGGAGUGCUGAGUUGGCAUCGGUGGCCCAAAAUUACGCAAACAAGUGCAUAUGGGGACACAAUGAAAACAAAUAUGAAGAAGCUCCUAGUUUCGAAAGAGUGGGGGAAAAUAUAGCUUGGCGUUCAGGCCAGACGGCUCCUUUAGAUGUCGUCACUAAUUGGGAUAAUGAGAAAAAUUUAUUCAACUAUUUCUCCAACUCGUGCACUGGAGAUUGCAGUCACUACACACAGGUGGUUUGGGCGGAAACUGAGUACGUGGGUUGCGCAGUGGCACACUGCUCUCCCCUGGAGGGAGUGAAUUGGGACCCAGCCUAUUAUUACGUCUGUAACUACGGAGAACGUGGAAAUAUGAAUGGAGAUCGGCCCUACGUUAACGGAAGUCCUUGUAGUCAGUGCCCCUCGGGUUAUACCUGUAAUGACAAACUCUGCAGCUCCUAA
This is a messenger RNA of Ostrea edulis (European flat oyster), 588 nucleotides long. Its product is annotated as GLIPR1-like protein 1. Bases 1 to 588 code for a protein of 195 amino acids. The record is from RefSeq and is a predicted model, not a curated record. Lineage: Eukaryota; Metazoa; Mollusca; Bivalvia; Ostreida; Ostreidae. The transcript has 6 exons.